AUGAUCAUCAUUAAAACCGCGGUUUGUUGGGUGAAACAAGUUGGUCAAAUAAAAAGCGGGAACGAGCUGCUGUUCACAUUUUUAUUUCUCCCAACACAUUAUGGGAGUGAGAAGACAUUUUUUCUGUUCACACAAAAAAGAAACAAAAAUUCAACAUGGUACCGAUGUUUGUUAUGGGAUUUCUUUUCUUUAUCUACUUCUUCUCAUCCUAUGAUGAUAUGA
Molecule: messenger RNA, 222 nt
Organism: Clunio marinus
Lineage: Eukaryota; Metazoa; Arthropoda; Insecta; Diptera; Chironomidae
Source: the annotation of a GenBank genome assembly